AUCCAAGCUUUCCCGGCCCGAACAUCCGAGGAUUCGCCGGUUCCCAGAAAUCAGCGGUCCACAAUUCUAGAGAUCCAAAAUUUCUAGAAUUUGAUUGAAAAUUCUGGAGCAUUUUGAAACAUUCAAAGAUCCAGGAAAUCAAGUCUUCCGGAAAGAAUGUGGCAAAUUAAUUCAACACAAAUUCUGUAUCCUUUAAAAAAUCGCGAAACUUCGUAAUCGCUGGUCGAUGUCGGUGGAAAUUGAAGUAUCGACUCACGAGAGCGACAGAUUGGAAGCUCCUGCCGACGUCAGGACGCUCGAUAACCACGAGAGAUUCGUACAAUGGCCAGCGAAAAGAUAUCAGGACGAUACAGAACAUCAUUACCGGUUCCGGGCCGUUCCGAAGUAAAUCUCUGCUCGGUGCUGACAUUGGGCAAGGACCUCAGCAAGAUCACCAUGCCGGUCAUCUUUAAUGAACCUCUCUCCUUUUUGCAACGCGUGGCGGAAUAUAUGGAAUAUGCCAAAUUACUCAAGCAAGCAGCCCAGGAAGAAUCACCCAUCUUGAGGCUCCAGUAUGUCGCAGCUUUUGCUGUGAGUGCUCUCGCCUCGAACUGGGAACGCCUCGGAAAACCCUUUAAUCCAAUUUUAGGUGAAACGUACGAGUUAGAACGUGAGGAUUUCCGUAUCAUAUGCGAGCAAGUCUCGCAUCAUCCUCCGGUGUCUGCGUUUUAUGCUGAUAGCGAGGACUUUGUCUUUCACGGCAGUAUCCAUCCCAAACUGAAAUUCUGGGGGAAAUCAAUAGAGGUGCACCCGAAAGGGAUUGUCACGGUUGAACUGCCCAAGUGGAAGGAAGCUUAUACCUGGCAAAACGUCAAUUGUAUUCUUCACAAUGUGUUGGUGGGCCAAUUAUGGAUGGAGCAAUUAGGUGCUUUGGAGAUUAAGCAAUACGGAGGAGACAAUCUCAGGGCUAAACUGUCCUUUAAAAGCGGCACUUGGAACGGCAAGGAUUUACAUCGCGUCGAGGGUUUCAUAACGGAUCAAGAUAAGAGAAGAUUACUCUUUCUUUACGGGAAAUGGACCGAGAGAUUACGAUCAUGCGAUCCCUCAUUCUACGAGGAAGCGUUGGAAAAGGCCAAAUUGGAAGCCAAGAGUCCGGCAAAAGAGCAAGGCAGUCCAGGACAUAAAAAGGUCUUGGCAAAACUCUCAAGUCUCAAAGUCGGGGCUUUCAAGCCUCUGCAUCAGGAUGCGAUAGACGAAUCGUCAAGUAUGGAUGGCGAGGACACGCCGGUGAUGGAUGAAAUUCCGGGAUCUACUACACUUUGGGAAGUCACACCAAGACCUAGUAAUAGUUCCAACAAUUUCCAGUUUACUACGUUUGCAAUGUCGCUGAAUGAGCUGGAGGCUGAAAUGGGAAACACACUGUGUCCAACCGACUCCAGAUUGAGGCCGGAUAUCCGUAAACUGGAAAUGGGUGAUCAGGAUGGGGCUGCAUCUGAGAAAGCCAGGCUCGAAGAAAAGCAGAGGGACUCCCGUAAGGCUCGCAAACAUAAGAAAGGAUCAGAAUAUGUGCCCAGGUGGUUCCAAUCUGGUACGAAUCCUUACUCAGGCCAGGAAGACUGGAUAUACCGGGGCGAAUAUUGGGACCGUAAUUACACCGAUAUCGAGGACAUAUUUUAAUGAAAACGGAGCUCGUUAGCUUCCAUUACACAUUCCGACGCCUGCGUGGAUCUGUAAUCGAGCGUCAUUAGUGCAAAGUUAUAAAUAAAUUGCCUAAGAGGACAAGUGCGUAGAUCGAUAAUAGACGCCUUAGCAGGUCAAUGUCUCUGUGUAAAAUAAUUAAAAGUGAUUCGCGCGCGACAAGCGUCCUCGGGCACGGAAUUGAAAUUUGACGAGUCCUUGGGGAUUUCUUCCCACGUUUUUCCAUGUGGAAAGAGAGCGAGAAACAGACGCACAAUCAAACAUUAUGUAUUUCCGAUUGUGUGUUUGGCUUGUCUGCUCUAAUAGAAUUCCGACACUAUUUUUAUAAAAGAUAUAAGUCGGACAAGCAGAAGGGCUAUUCUUUCGUAGCAUCCCCGCUUGAAAAAGCCGAUAAAAGAAGACAGAAACUGAUCUGAGAUCUACAACAGGAUGUCCCUGAAAUAUGGUAUUUUGACUUAUUUCAGAGACAAUCUGCACAACCUCUUGACAAGCCAUCGUUCCAAUCAGUUUCUCAAUUAAAUAAUGAAAUAUUUAUCUAAAGUUACAUGCUUUCCGAUGUAAAUUAUCGAUUUGUCAAUUCAAACAACAAAUUUCGGAUGUUAGUAUCAGAAUACAUCUUAGUUCUAUCUGAAAUAUUCUUGUAUAUUUAUAUAAGUAAUAUGUAAUGGAUAUAUAAAAAAAAACAUGGUAUUUUGUAGUUUAAAGAUGCAAUCAGAAGUUAGAAAUGAAUCAUUUCUUAUCAAUGAUCAUCUUGUAUGUGUGUUAAUCCAAAGACAGACAUAGGAAAAAAUACCAAAAUAUUUGCUUUCUCUGUUAAGAAAUUACAAAUAUAAAGAACACAUGAUUUGAUCGUGUGUGAAUUUAUUUUCUGUGAUUCUAUCGGACUCUUUGAGCAGGGAUCUCGCAGAUUUCCAUGUAAAUAUACAGCGGCUGUAUAAUACACCUGUCAAAGUCAUACAACUUUUCGAGUGAGCUUCGUAUUGAUCAAGUAAUAAUUAAUCCUACAGUAGCACACAUUUUGUUCCAAUAUUAGAUUCGGCACAUAUGAGUCAUUUGUGUCCUUGCACGACUUUAACUGUUUGUCAUUCAACAAGUAACUUUACUGCCUUAGUGGAUAUUAGGAUCAAUAUUUAUAUAUUUCUCUUUCCACUUUACAACCUUUUUUAGGAUUGAUAGUAAAUUACACGAAUCCGUGAAAAAUAAUUAAAAUUGAAUACAAAUGACUCGCGUGUGUCACUGUAGAAUUAAUUCGCUACAGAUUUUAAAUUUACGUUUACCUUAGGC
This is a messenger RNA of Linepithema humile (Argentine ant), 2961 nucleotides long. RefSeq names its product oxysterol-binding protein-related protein 2. Lineage: Eukaryota; Metazoa; Arthropoda; Insecta; Hymenoptera; Formicidae. Gene Ontology annotation, cellular component: perinuclear endoplasmic reticulum; intracellular membrane-bounded organelle; plasma membrane. The record is from RefSeq and is a predicted model, not a curated record. Gene Ontology annotation, molecular function: sterol binding.